Nematolebias whitei (Rio pearlfish) is the source of this 1715-nucleotide messenger RNA. Its product is annotated as EF-hand and coiled-coil domain-containing protein 1. The record is from RefSeq and is a predicted model, not a curated record. NCBI's taxonomy places the organism in Eukaryota, Metazoa, Chordata, Actinopteri, Cyprinodontiformes, Rivulidae. The coding region runs from base 1 to 1662 and encodes 553 amino acids. The transcript has 9 exons.
AUGAAACGCACAGCUGUGGCGCGCGUGCACCCGCGAACCGCGCGUCAGACCCAGUGGCUCCGGAGCGUCCUGGCGCAUCACCACCGUCCCGACCCGCGCGCGGACAACGAGAUCAUCGUCCUAGCCACCGGAAUGGACCAGUACCUGCAGGAAGUCUUCCACCACCUGGCCUACCCGAACCAAGACGACACGGUGCGCGCGGAGGACUUCCGCGCGCUCUGCGCUGCGCUGGGACUUCCGGGGACGGAGGGACAGAAAGCGCCGGAGCCAGGAGGACACGGGGACAUGGAGCGCUCCGAUGAAGACUUGAGGGACGCAUGCUUGGGACUGCCAGAACAACUUACUUUUAAAGACUUUCACGCGCGGCUUUGUGGGGUUUUCCGCGUGCGCAGUGCGCGCUCCGGCUCAAGAGAGUGCGCGUGGCGCCUGCCUGUCUCUGAGGAGACGGAGCUGGUGGAGAGACAGAUCCGACUCCGGUGUCCCCGGGUCCGGAGGAGGAAGUGCGUGAGCUUCGAUGUGACCCGGGACCAGUCCAGGACCCCCGUGGAGCCAGGUACCAGCAGGACCCCCGUGGAGCCAGUUUCGGAUGAAGUUGCUGCUCUGAGGGAGUUGGUGGAGGACCUCCGCUCGGCGCUGCAGGGGAGCGAUGCUCGCUGUCUGGCCCUUGAGGUGGCCCUCAGACGGGGACAGGGCAGCACUUCCCCAUCUUCUUCUAACAACCCCGUGCAAGGAAACGUGGAACCACCUGACAGAGCUGAGGGGCAGCCGGAUGGGGUUGAAACAAUAAGAACAAGGAGGGCACAGAACAGAUGGGACGUCAGAGACCCGGUCCUGAGGGAGCUGAAGCUGAUCCGCUCAUCGCGUGACGGCCAGCUGGAUGAAGCCAUCAGCUUCAGCAGGCGCUUAGAGGAGGAGCUGCAGUGGGCCUACCAGGAGGUGUGCAAGCUGCAGGGCCUGGAGUCUUCUCUGAGGAAGGAGAACUCUCAGAUCAGGAAGAGGGCGGAGGAGGCCCGCGAGGCUCUGAGGUUGGGGCUUCAGAGGGUUCGGCUGAUCCAGGAACAGGCCCAGUCCGUGCCACAGCUCCAGUCCAGGAUCACCCAGCUGGAGGAUGAACUGCUCCAGUGCAGGAGCUGCUGCACCUGUCUUGCUGUUUCUCCAGCUCAGCUGAAUCAUUCUGAAGACUCGUGCAGUAAUCCAGAUGCUGAAUGUCUACAGAGAGCAGUGGAAGGAAGAGCUGCCUCAGAUGAAGAGGAAGAGGACAGGGAGAUGAAGAUGUGCUGCCCCCUGGAGGGGAAAAGAUCCAAGUCACAUGUUUGUGGGAAGAGAUAUCAGAAUGACGCAGAUAACCAUCCUGUUUAUGACAAAAGACACAGCAGCAGGGACAUGUGCAGCUGGACUGGACCAAACCAGGAGAAGGCAUCUGAAAACAGAGUCUCUGGGAGGGGGCAGAGACCUCAGGAAAAGGAGGACAGAAUGAUGCUUCAGAAGACAGAGAAGAGACGUCUGUCUAUGCUGGAGGACAAACUCAAAGAUUCACUCUCAUUGCUACUGCAGCUACGGACUAAGGGUGUGUCCCACAGGCUCCUGGAGAAGAUGGUGAUGGACAGUCUGGAUGUCUGCAGAACAUCUGGACCUGGUUCCCAGGAUGGUUCUGCAGGCUGAUGAUGUCCUCUGCCCCCAUGUGUCCUCCAGUGAUCCCCCCAGAGUCAGAGAGU